Messenger RNA from Pollicipes pollicipes, 5109 nucleotides. RefSeq lists its product as uncharacterized. Gene Ontology annotation, biological process: proteolysis. The transcript has 16 exons. NCBI's taxonomy places the organism in Eukaryota, Metazoa, Arthropoda, Thecostraca, Pollicipedomorpha, Pollicipedidae. Bases 10 to 3756 code for a protein of 1248 amino acids. Gene Ontology annotation, molecular function: serine-type endopeptidase activity. The record is from RefSeq and is a predicted model, not a curated record.
GGUGUCAGCAUGUGGCGCGCGCUGGGGCUGCUGCUGUGCGUGGCGCUGGCCAGCGCCGCUCCCAACCUGUUGCCGGGCGACCCGCGUCUCGAGGGGGGCGAGCACCACGGGCACCACGGCGAUCACGGCGAGCACGGACACCACGGCGAGCACGGGGAGCACGGACACCAGCACGGAGCUCACGGAGACGCGCACGGAGAGCACGGUCACGCGGCGAACUCCGAGGAACACGGCCAUCAUGACGCCGACGUGCCGGUGACCGCUGACUUCGGCGCUGGGCUGGAGCUCGAGCUGGACGGGGUAGCGCGGGACGGCCACUACAACCCGUUUCUGCCCGACUACCACCCAGCGGCGAACGUGGCGUCGCCGUUCGCCGCGCCGGGAGUCGCAGACGACCGCCGACAGGAGGCAGCCCCCGGCGGCGGUGAGGCGCCGGCGCCCAGCCCUGGGUCCGGCACCAUCGCGCCGGCCGACCUCAACCUGAACCCAGGCACUGGCGGCUCGGGCCCGAAGGGUCCGGUGGCGGCCGUGUGCGGUGCCGGGCUGGUGUGCGUGCCAGAGGCCUCCUGCGACCCGUACACGGGUUUCGUGGUGGGCACGCUGGUCCGGCCGCCGGCCGACCCGUCUCAGCCGACGGUGGCGCUGCAGCGGUGCGAGCUGGCGACCCAGGGCGUGACCGCGGCCGGCGUCUGCUGUCGGGACACGACGGGCAGCGUCGGAUCCUCCGGCCCGGCGCCAGCGCCCCCCGCGUCCGCAUCUCCCACGCCCGCGACUCCCGCGCCCGCGCCACCCACUACCAGGACCGCACCGCCGUUCGGGAACAACCCAUUCCUGAGCGGCGCUGGCGGCGGCGCGUCCAAGCCUGGCCACUUUGCGAACAAUCCGUUCCUGACCGGAGGCUUUGGCGGCUCGUCUCCAAGCCCUGACAGCCAGCAGGUGCUGUGCGCCUCCGACCAGCGAUGUGUUGAGCCUGAGCUGUGCGGAGACGACGGUUACGUCAUCACGGACGGCGCUGGCCUGGUCGACAUCCGCCAGCCGACUAGCACGUACUGCAACACGCCGGUGGGCCGGGGCACCUGCUGCGCUGACCGCCCCGCCCCCGCCCGCCCGCUGCCUGGUCCGGGCCCGAUCCCGGCGCCCCAGCCGGGGCCGGGCCCGAUCCCGGCGCCCCAGCCAAGGCCGGGCCCGAUCCCGGCGCCCCAGCCGGGGCCCGCGCGGCCUGCCGGCGGCAGCCGUGGUACCGAGGUGAAGUGCCAGGCUCCUCAGCGCUGCGUCCUGCCGCCCGACUGUGACGAGGAGGGCUACAUUGUCAGCAACGUCGGCAUCGGCCUCAUCAACGCCAGGGGCGGCUUCCAGAGAGAGUUUUGCCGUGUGCCCGAGGGCGGCAAGGGCCGCUGCUGCCAGCCGCGGCCCUCGGAGCCGCUCCGUCAGGAGGUCGUCUGUGAUGCCGGCACUGAGGACUGUGUCAGCCCGGGCCUGUGUGGCAAGGACGGCUACAUCAUCACCGACGGCUCCGGCCUGCUCGACCUCAGGAUCAAGGGAAAGCAGUACUGCCGGGACUCUGGAGGUCAGGAGGGCAUCUGCUGCCUGCGGCCACCGACCACAACGCCCGCGACCAGUCGGCCUCGACCUCGGGAAAUCGCGUGCCAGGGAUCCCAGCAGUGCGUCACACCCGAACUUUGUGAUGAGGACGGCUUCAUCAUCACCGACGGCUCCCGUCUGAUCGACAUCCGCUUCCACAAUAAAGAGUUUUGCCGUGUGCCCGAGGGCGGCAAGGGCCGCUGCUGCCAGCCGCGGCCCUCUGAGCCGCUCCGUCAGGAGGUCGUCUGUGAUGCCGGCACUGAGGACUGCGUCAGCCCGGGCCUGUGUGGCAAGGACGGCUACAUCAUCACCGACGGCUCCGGCCUGCUCGACCUCAGGAUCAAGGGAAAGCAGUACUGCCGGGACUCUGGAGGUCAGGAGGGCAUCUGCUGCCUGCGGCCACCGACCACAACGCCCGUGACAAGUCGGCCUCGACCUCGGGAAAUCGCGUGCCAAGGAUCCCAGCAGUGCGUCACACCCGAACUUUGUGAUGAGGACGGUUUCAUCAUCACCGACGGCUCCCGUCUGAUCGACAUCCGCUUCCACAAUAAAGAGUUUUGCCGUGUGCCCGAGGGCGGCAAGGGCCGCUGUUGCCAGCCGCGGCCCUCUGAGCCGCUCCGUCAGGAGGUCGUCUGUGAUGCCGGCACUCAAGACUGCGUCAGCCCGGGCCUGUGUGGCAAGGACGGCUACAUCAUCACCGACGGCUCCGGCCUGCUCGACCUCAGGAUCAAGGGAAAGCAGUACUGCCGGGACUCUGGAGGUCAGGAGGGCAUCUGCUGCCUGCGGCCACCGACCACAACGCCCGCGACCAGCCGGCCCCGACCUCGGGAAAUCGCGUGCCAGGGGUCCCAACAGUGUGUCACACCCGACCUUUGUGAUGAGGACGGCUUCAUCAUCACCGACGGCUCCGGUCUGAUCGACAUCCGCUUCCUCGCCGAUAAAGAGUUUUGCCGUGUGCCCGAGGGCGGCAAGGGCCGCUGCUGCCAGCCGCGGCCCUCUGAGCCGCUCCGUCAGGAGGUCGUCUGUGAUGCCGGCACUCAAGACUGCGUCAGCCCGGGCCUGUGUGGCAAGGACGGCUACAUCAUCACCGACGGCUCCGGCCUGCUCGACCUCAGGAUCAAGGGAAAGCAGUACUGCCGGGACUCUGGAGGUCAGGAGGGCAUCUGCUGUCUACGGCCACCGACCACAACGCCCGCGACAAGCCGGCCCCGACCCAAAGAAAUCGUGUGCCAGGGGUCCCAGCAGUGUGUCCCACCCGACAUUUGUGAUGCGGACGGUUACAUCAUCAGCGACGGCGUCGGCCUGAUCGACAUCCGCUUCAACUCUAACAACGGGUACUGCCGAGCGGAGGACGGCAGCCGCGGCACGUGCUGUCUGCCGCCCGAGAGCCGGCCGCCACUGGAGGACACCUGCGGCAGGAGCCUCGACAUCCGCAUACUGGGCGUCAGGCCCGACUCAACUGAGGCCAGCUUCGGCGAGCUCCCAUGGCAGGCUAUUAUAUCCUACACCAACUACACCUUCGUCUGCGGAGGGUCCCUCAUUGGCAGGCGCCACAUCGUUACCGCCGCUCACUGCGUUCAACGGCUGCAGGCGUCGGAGCUCCAGGUGCGGUUGGGCGAGUACCAGGUGAACGCCGAAAACGAGCCGCUGCCGUACCAGGACGCGCCCGUCUCGAGCAUCCAUGUCCACCCCGGUUUUAACCGGAACUCGCUGUUCAACGAUGUGGCGGUGCUGGAGCUGAAGAGAGAGGUGAAGCUGGACAGCCAUGUGCAGCCCAUCUGCCUGCCGAGCGCGGGCCAACGGUUCACAGGCCGAUGCGUGGCGUCCGGCUGGGGCAAGGCCGCCUUCAACGGUGACUUCUCGACCGUGCUGAAGAAAGUUCGUCUACCAAUGGUCGACAAUGAGAAAUGCCAGUCCAUGCUACGGAAAACGCGACUGGGUCGAUUCUUCAGGCUGCACAGGAGCUUCGUUUGCGCAGGAGGAGAGGAGGGCAUCGAUUCAUGUCAGGGUGACGGUGGCGGUCCGCUCGCCUGCCCGGUCGACGGCGCGUACGUGCUGGCCGGCGUCACAGCCUGGGGCAUCGGCUGCGGCGUCAAGGACGUGCCCGGCGUGUACGCCAGCACCGAGGCGGCGCUCGACUUCAUCAGGGAGGCUGUCGGCGCCGGCAGGCGGUGAGACCGGCCGCCGGUGUCCGUUCGGCCGCGGCGCGACCCGCGGCUGGGUGGGGCUCGCGCCCUCUGCAGUGCGCUGAUUACUGGUGUCUGCGAGUCUUCAGCCGUCGGUACCGAGGCAGUGACACCGGGCCUUGGCGAGCGGACCGAAAUUGCAUCAGAAACAGCUUGUCCAUAAUGCAGCGGAUGGCGACGGCGGUUAUCAGAGGUUCGGAGCACACGUCAGGCGCUGUCGGCAAUGGGCCACAGGACAACGCGUCGAGCAUACAAAAUACAGAGCAUUUUUGCGUAGUUUCCAUAAAUAUGUAGUUUUCCAGGUUCAUGCAGGUUGGGUCCAGUAUUUCGUAGGUUUAUCUCACCAUGCCUGUCGGAGGUAGAGGAGAAUGAAAGCGCGACCAUUGGGCAUACACCGUGUGUAUAUUAGAAGAUAUGAUGCAUCUAAAAUGCGCUAUCCCGGCCAACGACUAUGUGCUGUGCCUACGUUUUUGUUAUUUCAAGUUGCGCUGCACAUUCUUUGCAUUUGUGAGUGCUUUCGAACAAAUUUGUCUUUGCUUUUCGUGCAAGCUCUGAAGACGAAGCGUGAAGAAAGUGUCGUGUGUUGUUUUCUUUCCACAUUCCGGCUGGUAAGGACAGCAGUGCGCAGCCACUUUGCAGGUAUAUAAUAUUGUUCAUCUGACAGACACUGGCAUGCGAACCUAUCGCGUAAUCGAACCCCGGAGUUUUGGAACUGGUGCCCAGAUCGUUCCCUGAUGAAAUUCGCAUUUUCAGAGUCGGUUAGGUGAACAAUGUCAUCUGCCUACAAAGCGGUUGCACAACACGGUAUUUUACAUUCGUAGCAUGGAUUGGAAACAACACACGAUGUUAACUUCCCGGCCAUAAAUCCAAAGCUUUAUGUUAGAGGAGAGCUGUCUCUCUUGCACGAAUACUGGUGUACAAUAGCCGGCGUAGGCAAGUUGGGACCCAUAUAACGGUUGUACGUGAUGGUAGACGAUGUGUUAGUAUUACGCACGGGACAAGCGUUCUGUCGCCCCUAUCUGGAUUGGUCGCAUCCGCACAAUACUUCUGCCAGCUAGCUGUCGAUUGGUAUUAUUGAGUCCUGAGAACGGCUGGAUGGUGUUAGGCCUUCAGCCAUGUACGCGUCAUAACCCGGCUGGAAAAUCAAGUGGCCUAAACAUUGCGUGGAUACUAACACACCAGGCGAGGGUGACAGUCCGAAUAGCUUCUCCACCUGUGACCUGUAUUGCGUUAAGCAUCGUCACCUAAACAGAUUGUUUCACAAUGAUUUUAGUACUGUUCCCCGAGCUGAUGUACUCCCCAGUGUUAACCAAGUGAAGUGAACGUAAAUACAUAUCUACCG